UUACUUUCGGGAGUGAACGGAAGGUGUUACCUUCGACGCUAGCUGCCCGGCUAGCCGCCGCUGUUAGCCGAAGCUAACCUGCGGGUCUCGGCGGUGACAGCGGCGGAACAAAAGGCAGGGAAGACGCUCUCCCAGCCGGUGCAGGACCUCCAGACCCCCGGGCGGGCAGGGAUAAUCCGCCCUCCGCUGCUGGGUUACUGGUUAACUUUAUUAACACCGGUGUUGCUGAAUGGAUGCUUUUCGUUUGGUUAGUCGGGCAAGUUGGGAAGUUCGAGCUCCGUGUUUUUUGUUGUUUUUGUGUCACACCCAGUUUCUGUUCGGCACCACGGUGAACGAAGACCACCGUUCAAAAACAAACUCCUCCUUCACGUCCUUUCGCCGCCGCUCGUCCGGUCUUUUGUCCGAACUUCCACGUGAUUUUCAACUGGUCUGGGUGCUGAAGCACUCUUCUAAUGUUUGCCGUUAAAUCGUGACCCAGCCCGGGGAGAACAGGACCAGUUUGAUAAUCUGGAAAAACACACCCAGUGGGGGAUUGACUUUCUUGAGCGCUAUUCAAAGUUUGUCAAGGAGCGGCUGGACAUUGAGCAGAACUACGCCAAGCAGCUACGGAACUUAGUAAAGAAAUAUUGUCCAAAGCGUUCAAAAGAUGAAGAGCCGAGGUUCACGUCGUGCCUGUCGUUCUACUCGUUACUGAGUGAGCUGAAUGACUACGCCGGUCAGAGGGAGGUGGUGGCGGAGGAGAUGGGUAACCGGGUUUACGGGGAGUUGAUGAGGUACAGCCAGGACCUGAAGGGCGAGAGGAAACAUCAUCUACAGGAGGGCAGAAAGGCUCAGCAGUAUUUGGAUCAGUGCUGGAAGCAGAUGGAAAAUAGUAAAAGGAAGUUUGAGAGAGAAUGCAGGGAAGCAGAGAAAGCCCAGCUGACCUACGACCGGUUAGAUAACGACAUCAACGCCACCAAAUCGGAAGUGGAAAAGGCCAAAGCCCAGCUCUACCUUCGCACUCACACGGCCGAUGAGAGUAAGAACGAGUACGCUGCUCAGCUGCAGAGCUUCAACUCGGAGCAGUGGAAGCAUUUCAAUAACGCUAUACCACACAUCUUCAAGAAUCUGCAAGACAUGGACGAACGUCGGACAGUGAAGCUCGGGGAGACGUAUCGAAGCUUUGCUGAGGCUGAGAGGAGAGUCAUUCCCAUCGUUUCCAAAUGUCUAGAUGGAAUGGUUUCUGCCGCCAAGGCUGUAGAUGAGCGACGGGAUUCAGCAAUAGUAGUGGAGUCAUUUAAAUCUGGCUUUGAGCCACCGGGCGACUUUCCCUUUGAAGACUUCAGUCAGAAUUUAAGCAGGACAGGAUCAGACGGGACCAUCAGCAACACACCCAAAGGAGACAAGGAACGAGAGCGAGACGGAGGCCCCGGCCUGCGAACCGACAACAAACACGCCAUGAGCAGAACCAAGAACAAGCUCUGGCUUUUUGGGAAGAAACCAAAGGCUCCGUCUCUGGAGGAUUUCAGUCACUUACCUCCUGAGCAGAGAAGGAAGAAGCUGCAGCAGAAGCUCGAUGAACUCAACCGGGAGCUUCAGAAAGAAACGGAUCAGAGGGAUGCUUUGAACAAGAUGAAGGAUGUGUAUGAGAAGAACCCUCAGAUGGGCGACCCGAGCAGCCUUCAGCCAAAGCUGUCAGAGACCAACUGUAACAUCCAGAGGCUUCGCUCGGAAAUCCACAAAAACGAGAGCUGGCUGUCUGAAGUUGAGGGAAAGCAGAGCUCCAGAGGAGACAGACGACUCAGCACAGACAACCACCAUCACACUCCUCACGGUAGAGAGAGCCCUGAGGGCAGUUACACAGACGACACCAACCAGGAGCAUCACACGCCUCUUCGCCGACCCAAUCCGUCACAGCCGGGACUCCCAAACCACGACCCACAUGAGUUUGAUGAUGAAUUUGACGAUGACGACCCGCUGCCCGUCAUCGGUCACUGCAAGGCGCUGUAUUCUUUUGAUGGUAAGGAUGAGGGGACGCUGGUGAUGGCGGAGAAUGAGGUUCUGUACAUCAUCGAGGAGGAUAAAGGCGACGGCUGGACGCGGGCGAGGAAGCAGAACGGAGAGGAAGGCUACAUUCCCACCUCCUACGUAGAAAUCACGAUAGAGAGACACGGCAAAGUUCCACCAGUCGACCAGCGGGUGGCGGCCUUCCUUCCUUCCCUCACCAAACCACAUCGCCCUGUUAUGUCCGACUACAUCUCCCAUCAGCCACCUGGGCUUACCUUUCAGCCUCAGCUGCAUCUCCAUAAAAUGUUUGUUCCAUGUAACCAGUUAUGUUUGUGAAUGUGACCACACAUGUAGCAGCAACACGUAUGGAAAGCCAAAUAGGCCAAAAAUGUAAGAAAAGGCCAAUUGGGAUGUUUGGCUGUGUGUGUUACGCGUAGUUUAUAACCGUUGAAUGAACCUUGAAUGUUUCCAUGGUGAUUGUUUUUAGUUCAGUUUGGCCGUCUUCGUGAGAGACGACGUGGUUUGAAUUGAUGCACUUUGCCUUGAUGUACAACAGGAUUGGAACCUGACUAAAUGAGCGAGUGAAUGAAUGAAUGAGUGAACUUUUUCUAUGACCACUAAUGUUCCGAUGAUUUUAUACUCUUUGUAACUCUCUUUUUAAAGUGAGGACGCUUUUAUUUGCAUGGUUUCUGGAUGAUUUAGACUCAUUUCUCUGGUGAUUGUUUUAUUUAUACGGAAACACUAAAUGUACAGAGUCCCGCCCCCAGAACAUGUAAGAUGUCUCCUCAGACCCCGUCUAACCAGCAGGGGACCCCGCUUUAGCCUCCGUUCCCUCCAUGAAGCUGUGAAAUGUGCAGAACGACGCUGUCGACGUUACUUGAACUUCCCGUCGCUCUUCAUGUGACAACUCCCGUGUGCGAUCAGUUUGCCGUAGGUGUCAAAAGGUCCAGUUGGAUGAUUUUAAAGGAAAUUUCUGCAAGUCUCUGCUGCUUUCCUGCAAAAACAUAACCGUAACUUAAGUAUUUUAAAUGAAUUUCUCAUUUUUAUGGUUAUUUUGAAGGUUCCCUCAGCAUGGAGUGGUUUCUGCUUCUUUUGGAGAACAAAGUGUUGAAAAUUGAAGAAACUAAUCAGUUCCUGCAGUUUAACCCCAGAUCUGUUGAUGGUUUUGUUUUUUAAUUGCCCAAAAACCACCUAACUGUCUGAACGAUGCUUAUUUUUACCCUUUUUACAAAUGUGAUGCAGUUACAACAUCCAAAGUCCUCUAAAGUUUGGAUAUGAUUAAACCCGCGGACGUCUUCCUGUCGGUGCUGCAGAGCGAACAAUCCAAAGAUAUUCAACAUUUGGAAGUGUUUACUUUUUUUUUUUUCUUUUUAGAAGAAAGCUGAAACAAAAUUUUCUUGCUUGGAUUAUUCCAGCAGAGUAAAAUUAAAGCCUCUGCUUAUAAAUUAUUACCCUUAAACUAUUUCUAACGGGAAACAAAUGUUCAUUUCUGAACUCCAGUAUUUAAUGACAUCAUUUCUUCUCCAUUUAAACGUUACUGAUAGUUUUUUCGGAGACGGUUCUAAAUCAGGAUUUCAUGCAAAAUGAUGAUUAAUCAGAAUUGCGGACAAACCAGCAGAUUAUUGUUGUAAAAACCUGGUGGGCACGAUGCUGCUGCUCCAUGUUCCUCCUGUUUUCUGCUAACAAAUCCUGUGAAAGUAGCUUUUUUUUUUUUUGCAGGACGUUUUUUAGUAAAUGUUUUCAGCGUCUCCCAAACUGAUGGCAGUACUGCUCCAUAUUGUUGUGCACACCCUUUUACUUUGAUUGUCGUCACUUUGAACAAAAUGCCUUUUUUUUUCUUGAAAAAUAUUGUUCUAAUAAAAUAAACAUUAAAACAA
This is a messenger RNA of Nothobranchius furzeri (turquoise killifish), 3863 nucleotides long. The record is from RefSeq and is a predicted model, not a curated record. Lineage: Eukaryota; Metazoa; Chordata; Actinopteri; Cyprinodontiformes; Nothobranchiidae.